Brassicogethes aeneus is the source of this 810-nucleotide messenger RNA. NCBI's taxonomy places the organism in Eukaryota, Metazoa, Arthropoda, Insecta, Coleoptera, Nitidulidae. The record is from the annotation of a GenBank genome assembly.
AGUUUAAAUCGAGCUUUCAACGAGUUCAUGUGUACGGUGUACUACUGUGUUUAUUUACUUAUAAUUGGAUAAUUAAUAAUUAAACAAUUAAUAAUGGGUAUUUUCAACCAGAUGAUUUUCGUUAAUUUAGUAUUUGCGCUGUUUCUGCUGAAGCUGGCGACGUGUAGGCCAGGCGUGCCGUUUGAAUGGCCAAAUAAUAAUGGAGAUGAGGAUAGGUGCAUACAGGAUGAUGUUGAAGUCAUAGAAAUCUGCCAAAGGUGCGCAAAACAAACAAAAUCGCCAAUAGUGUACCCGAUGUGCUGUAAAAACGAAGAAGAUGCCCUUAAUUGGUGCAAUUCCUACAUCAAUUAUGGAAAACCUUCAAAUCAACCCUACUCCUAAAAAUCACCCAAAAUAAUACGUUUUUUUUUGUUUAGAAAAAAACUAGUCUUAUUAUUUUUUGCCAGUAUCUGGAUUAAUUAUAAAAAACUCUUAUUAUCGUGAUACUUAUAAUUAAGACUUAUUUAAAUAGCAAUAAGUAUGAAUGUGAUAAAACAAACAUUUCUUUUACACAAGAAAUGAUUUGUGUAUGUGUUCUGUAUAUAAGGUAUACAAAAUAUAUUCACCCAUUGAAAGUAAAGGGGAACAAAUUCUCAAAAAGCGUUUACAAAAAUGGGUUACUAUAUUUAAACAGGCUGUGAUAAAAUGUUGGAUAGUGUGAUUUGAUUUUUUAAAUAUUUCUAGCAUUUUAAAUGUUUAACUAUGUCUAAAGACAAUGCAAUUUUUAUACCGGAAUAAUUUAUAAAUAAAUACAAUACAAAAAUAAAAUGU